This is a messenger RNA of Sungouiella intermedia, 8193 nucleotides long. Lineage: Eukaryota; Fungi; Ascomycota; Pichiomycetes; Serinales; Metschnikowiaceae. The record is from the annotation of a GenBank genome assembly.
AUGGCUGUCUCAUCGCCGUCCAUGACAAUCUUGUCCUGCGUGGUCUGUGCGUUACUAGCGGGUUAUGUAUUGGCGUUGGUGGCAAUCAACAGCAUCCCCCACAUUUCCGUGAGGUCGUUAGGAUGGAUGCGAUUGAAAAAUGUCACCAUCUCACUCAAAUCGAUGAAAAUCUCCAUUGGGGGUGUUCACUUGCGGCUCAAUAUUGCGUCCUGGUCGUCGGAUGCUCCGUUCCGUAUGUUCAACUUGAUGUUCAGCAAUGUGGAGAUUAAGUCGUUGGAGUCUGGAGAUUCUCCACAAACGCCUUCACCAUCCAUGUGCCAGGAAUUACCUUCCGUCAUAUCAUUUCCAAUACCUCACAAAGUCUAUAAUGUCCUUUUCAUUCGGAAAUGGGUCAACGAAUUGGCUAUCCAUUGCCAGCACCUCUCAUUCUCCCACCAUGAAUUGCACAAGGAUGUCUCCUUCCAUAUUGACUAUUUCCGUUUGGAAGGUUUACGCUCUCGCGACUUGGGAACACACCGGUUUGCUAUCUCUGCCAUUGAUGGAUAUGUAAUUGAUCAUUCUCCAGGUGCAACUUCUGACCAGGUUAGAGUCCUCCAUAACUUGGAAGUGGGUAUGUCCUACGCAGUGCUGUUCAUAUGUCCAAUGGAGAAAAGUGACCACAUAAUUGCUCAAAUCACCGAAAUCGGGUUCUCCUUCUCUGUGGGUGAGCUCUACGUCCCAAAAAUUCCGCACUUACUAGAUAGUGCCAAUAGAAAGAGGAAACCAAAACAACAUCGGGAAAUCCACUUGCCUUCCAUGAGAAGAGUUCUAGCACUUCUCAACCUUCUCACAUCAGUUCAAAUAAAAAUCGAGCAGAGUGUCAUUGAUUAUAAAGAGUUAAGGUUUGAAUGGUCGUCUUUUGCUGUUGACAUUGUGAAAGAUACGUCGUUCAAAAAACAAGUGGUGGGUAAAGUAUCAUCCUACCUCACAGCAGGUCGUAUGUUUCACUUGGACCUGAAAUGUGUGGAAGUGCCUUCUCUCACAUACUUAUUUGAGACAGAUAUUACUGAUAUGUAUCGAGCAUACAACGCUGGCGAUGACCAGUACUUUAUUGACAUUUCCGUGAGUUUGAACGUUACCAACCCGUUAUUCAACAUCUACUUUGACCAGCUCUCGUAUCUUUUGGGCUCUGUUGCCCGAUCAAAGACGUCUAAGAAGGCGGUUUCUACUCGAGCACCUAAAAUUUCAAAAGAGAAGUUGCUUCCCUUGUUAAAUUUUUUCAAGAAAUUCCGGAAAGCUUCUGCUAAGGCAGUAAUUGUGGAUACCAAAGCCACAUUUCUCCUUCCAGAUAUUGAUAAGUAUGAGUUUCACAGGGAUUCCUUGGAUAAUGUGAUCACCAAUGCUGGCAUUGGAAUGAUCGCAAUCAAAUCGUCCACCAAGAACCUCAGUAAUCUCAUUGGAAGAAAAUGCUUAGGUGGGAAUACUCCUUUGACUAUUAAAUGCCAUCUCAAGAUGAAAAAUAUCCAAAUUGAUGUUGGAGAAAACGAGACAAGAGCAUCAAACUUCAAUGCAAUUGUGGGCUACUGUGUUGAUACUAAUAACAUAGCGUUGAAGAUCACAUCAAAAAGUCUCAGAAUUCGCUCAGUCAAUACUAUGCUCUUCCAUGUGAUUCGAAGAUUGCAAGAAGAUCGCAUAGAACACUUGAACAGAGCCUGCGCAAACAUAGACUUUGACUGUCAAAGCCCUAGCUUAGUAUCUGAGGGUCUUGACAAGUCGACAUUAGAGGCUACAUUCGUUGACAUAUUUGAGCUUCUCCCACCUAUUGUCCAUUCCGUCAGAUUCCAGGCAUCCCUUUUUCAGUUGAUUAUCAUUUGUAACGACGCUUUACCUUCUCACAUCUUGUCGGACAAAACAAUGGAUAAGGAGAUUGAUUUAGCGAGCUUUAGAAGGGGUACAUCGCUUACAUUGAGCGAAAUGUUGGUGGACUACAAGAAAAUUGACGAAGUUUUCAAAUUGUCUGUUUCACAAGCUCAAGUUAAUACCAUGAGUGACUUAGCGAGUGAAUACACCGAAGAUUUCGACCAAAUGACAACAAGUAAGAUUGGAGAAUUUGAUUUUGACGACGUGUCAUCUCUUGACACAGAGGGCGAGUGUUUCAACGAUACAGGAGAUGAUUCACUCAGGAAGGUUAAGAGGGCACUUCUCAUCAAUAAUCUCGUGAUUGAGAAUCCAAAGGGUAUGAGGAGUAAAUUGAAACUUCAUAUACCUGAAGUCGAUGGUCGCAUUGAUAUUUUCUUGGUUUGGUGUGUGAUGUACGCUCGUACAUUGGUUAAAAUGAUUUCUCCAAAGGUCCAGAAGCUGUAUUCGAUGGAGCAGUUUCGUCAGCUUCGACCAACAGAGAGAAAAAUAAAUCUAGAAGUUCAAGUUGAUUCUAUCGCAGUUGUGGCAAGAGUUGUGAAUAAUGUCGACUUGUUGUUUGAGGUGGAUCUGUUGAUUCUCGAAAACGUACUCACGAAACCUCUUUGUCAGAUCAAAUAUUGCCGUCUCUUUGUUGUACAUCCAACUACAAAGUUUUGGACAAGAUUAAUAUCUAUUGCUGAAACUUUUGUGGAUUUGAGCGAUCUUUCAUCCAAGACGUUCACUUUGAACUCUACCAGUGUUCGUUUCAACAUUCCAUUCCAGUUUUUGGUCUACACUGUUAUCGACAAUGUGAUCACGUUUGUUAAGGCAAUCAAACAAGUUCAACAGAAUUUUCAACACCUCUACGAGAACAACUAUGAUUUUUCUUCCAUUCCACAGCAUGUUGUACCAGCUGUUAAGAUGCCACGUGUGAGAUGGAAAGCAAAUACCUUUGGCUUAACAUUGGAAAACGAUCCAUUUGAGGCUGAAUUGGGUAUGAUAUUUGAGCUUGGACUCGUUGAGCAAAUCGAAAGAAUUCGAAAAGAAGCCCACUUUGCAGAGAAAGCGGAGAAAAUCCGUAAGGAAGCAAAAGAUGCUUUGACUAAGAAAUCAGUAGCAGCCAGAAGGUUCAUGAAAGCUCAUGAAGAAAAGAAGUCUGGUUCCAAGUUGAAAUUCACUGAAAUUGGUCCAAAUAUCCACGAAACUAUUAAGCUGCUGAUCAUGAAAACUAGUGUAUCAAAGAACUCGAAAACUCUGGAGUCUGAACACCAUAAGCAUAAUGGAUCAUCACGAACCAAACAAGGCACCGAUAAUGAGGCUGAUGGAACAUUUCUGGUCGAUACUCCUUUUACGACGGAGGAUAAGGCCAAUGCCCUUAUAUCUGAAGCCAGAGAGGCUCUCGAUAAGGAUUUUGCAACCUCUUGGAUUCUUAAGUACAGAAGAUUCAAGGAAUCCCAUUUUAAAACCAGCGAGAAAAGAGCACGCAAUCUCUGGGGCGACGACGAGAUAAACUCGCUUAUCAAAGACAAGCAUGAAAUUCAAGGAUAUGCUCCAGGUGUGCCACAGUUUGCCGGAUUCUUCAAAGGCUUUGACCUUACAGUUGAUAAUCCAAGGAUUCCAGAUCUUGAUGAAUUUUUGUACAAGUACGGAAAAGGCCAACCAAGGCUUGAUUACUCCAUUCUUAUUCCAUUAUUUUUCCAUCUUCGAUGCAAUUUUGUCUAUUUCAGCAUUAAGGACUAUCCCCUUCCGCUUUUGUCAUUCCCGGAAAAUAGCAGAGAAGAUAUUCCCGUCAUGGAUUUCCGUGGAAAUAUCGUCAUUAAUGAGAAACUAGUCCAUAUGAAAGAAGAAUUAAGGCAUAUUUUUGUGCCUUUUUCUCCUGCGAUUGUGGAUUCAAAUCUUGAUGACAGUUUCUAUUCUGCUCACAUUAUUAGAACUUUAACACCUAUCAAGUUCAUGUUUGACCUCACCUGUGAUCUUAGAACUGACAGAGCGUGCGUUUUCAGUUGGAGCAAGUCCUACCUGCCUGCAAUCUCCAGCAUUAUGUCGUCGUUUGACAAUUUCACAAAACCUGAAAUUGAUGAUAGUCCACUAGGUUGGUGGGAUAAAAUUGCGUUGAUCGCUCAUGGAAAGAUCGCUUUCAAUAUUGAAAAUGAGCUUUGUUUCCAUAUGAAGAGCUCUAAUUCUCCCUACAGGCUUAUUGGAGAUAAUUCCGGAUUCGUAUUUUGUUGGAAGAAUAAUGUUUCGUUGAGAAUUAACGAUACUGGAGAGCACUCUGAGAUCGUCAUUCUUGAAAGUGACGAUUUUAUUUUGGGUAUUCCUAACUAUUCUACGGCAGAGAACCGAAGCUGGAGUUUACGUUACGAUGAGCUUCAUGAUUACGUUCACGAUACCGAGUCAGAGAGUCGAAAGUUCCUGAAGCGGGUGAUGAAACUUUCUUCUGAUGAGAAAGUUCAAUGGAAACUUGGGUUUUUAUUUGAGCAGAAUGUGGAUCGACAAACUACUGAAUUGAGCAGCAACCAGGAACGUACAAACAAGUUCAAGCCUCAUUAUGAUGUGCGUGUUACUAGCCCAGCAUAUGAAUGGCAUCCUGAUUCUUAUGAAGAUUAUAGGUCUGAUUAUAUUCACCUAGCCAUAUCGGUGAAAUCCACAUCUUCCAAAGGAAAUUCACACAAUGCCGCUUAUCUAACCCCGUUAACUAUCCAAUACUUCUUUACUUGGUGGAAUACAAUCUCACAUAUUAUUUCUUUACCUGUGAGAGAUGGCCCUUUGUUUGUUAGAGAGAUGAAAACUCAUUCGCUGGUCAAGAUGGGACCACAUUUGUUCACAUUCAAAUAUCAAUUAGAGCUUGAACCUCUCACUAUCUCUCAUGUUUUCCUUGCACAUGCAACACUCAACAGGAGACAAAAUGUUAUUGCAACCGGAUUGAAAGGAAAGUUUUCCAGGUGUGUCAUUGAUCUCCAUCAGCGUAAGGAGUUUGUCAGAUAUGUCAAUGAGAAAUUGGGCAUUGAUAAAAAGGUGAGGAAGUUAAAGUUGAAUUUAGGAGAAAUUGACCUCACCGAUGCUGAUAUUCGAAUUAUGCAUGCUUCAUUCUCUGACCUUUCGUUGAGAGCACAGCUCUUAUCUGAUUAUACUUCAGAUUCGGGUGAACUUAUAGGAAAUGAAUCCGGUGAAUCUUCCGAGAUGAGCAGCAGUGGCAUUAACAACACUGAUUGGAUCAGAAAUAUUUCGAUCUCUGGAGGAGAUUUCCUGUGGUUAGAUCCGGAAGACUUUGUGGAGUUAGAAGAACGACAGAUUCUAUCCGCUGAUCCUAAAGUGAAGAUUCACCCCUUCUUCUUUACUCCCAAAUUUACUUUCUUUAGAGAGUUUACCUUGGAGGUUCCUGAAGGAGCUUUUCCGUUUGGCAAUGAAAGAUCCCAUAACUGUUUAAUUGGAGCCCAAUCCCCAGAAAAAGUUCAAGAGAUGAUAUUGGAAAAGAGGUCUGACAGUAUUCGGAAAGAAUUGGAAGAGAAUAUCACUGCAGUGCGUCAACUCGAGAAGAUUAAUGAUCCUGUUUUUAUGAAUGACUAUGAGAGGAUCAAAACUGAAAUUGUUCAGAAUGAAGAGCGAUUGGAAAAGGUUAAUAUGAUCUAUGAAGGCGUGAGAAAUACUUCGAGACCAGCAAGUUUGAACGAGGUAUUCCUCACUCCAAAUGGAGCCAGCCCAAAUGGAGCAAUUGGGGCGCACUCGGAAUGUUCUUCCCAGUCUUCGAUAAAUAGAGUUGCAUCGAGGCAACCAACUAUCUAUUCAACCAUUAUGGAAGAUGCUCGUGAGGUGACAAGUGUGAACACUUCAGUUUCGGCUUAUCAUAACCGAUUCUUGCUUCAUAACUUACAGUUGAAGUGGAAUAACAAAAUCAGAGACAUGUUCAUUGAGUACCUCCUGCUUGCUGGAGAAAGCAAGUCUAGUAGAUUUGCCAUGACAAGAAAAGCAAUGGAUUUGGUGGAGAGUCUAUUGAAGAAUGCACUUCUGGAGUCGGACGUCCAAUCUGAUCGCAGCUCUACGGGUAGGCUAUUAGAUGAUGACGUUCCUAAAGUUUACGCCAGCGAGGGUGAUCUCAAUAAGGCUUUCGAUGAAUAUCUUGACAAUAUUGAAGGUGAUGACGAGGAGAUCGAAUACAAGUUUCUCAUCAAGUUAAUUAGACCUCAGGUCCAAAUGAUUAGUGACGCAAAUCUAACAUCUUGUAUUCUUGAGACGUCUCAGCAAAUCGAAAUGAGAAUUAUUUGCGUCAAUGUGGCAGGAACAAAUGAUAUUAUUAGUGAGGGCUCUGAAGAAAUGUCACUCAUCGAGACACGGUAUGGUGUUCUUUUCCAAGACUCUCACUUUUUUGCGUUUAACAAAGAUAAAUUCCCUGAUCAAUCUACAGAUCCAUAUGGUUUAGCUGGCACAAAAAAGACUUGGCCACCAUGGGUUGACUUGGAAGUUUGCGAUGAUAGUUCGUGGCUUGAGGAUGAUUUGAUUGUGGAGAGGACAAGCAUGUCGCUAACACAUAAGAAGCCAAACACUUUGUUUGCAGAGAAUCGGUCAAGAGCUAAUGAACUCCAUGUAAACUUGGCAAAGCUUGUUUUCAACGCAACUUCCUCGCAGUACUCAGCGUUAUACUUCAUAGUAACGGAUUUGUUGGUCCAUUCUAAGCCUGCUAGAGAUGCAUUCCACCAGAGACUCGAUCAAAUCUUGGCUGUUACAGAUAUUUCAGAUUACUUGGGUAUUUCUGAGAAGGUUCAACAGCUUCAAGUAAAUAUUCGGAUUUGCAGAAAUAUUCUACUUAGGAUGGAUCAGCAAAGGUUGUUGUUAUCAGACCAGGAGCUACGCGAAAGAGCUCAUGUUGAAACAGAACUAGAGAAAAUGAAGCUUGAUUUGGAUUUGAUCAUUACGGGACUGAAAACGUUGGGUUCGAAAAUGUCCAGAUCACAUAAAGUCACUCAAAACUGGCAUAUACGAGCAGAUCAGGUUAUUUGGCAUUUCCUUGAAGAUAAUAGGGAACCCUUAAUUGACUUGGCAUUAGCAACUUCAAAUUUCACUCGAAUCGAUCAUAAUGAUGGUUCAAACAGCAAUACUGUGGAAAUCUCGAUGGCACAAGGAUUUAACUUAAGCCCUAAGGCCGUUUAUCCAGAACUUCUACGUCCGUACCUUGAGAUCGUCAAUAGCAAGAAGGAUAGUUCUUUGUGCAAAAAGAAUGAGCCAAUAAUCAGAAUGGAUUGGAAAAUGCUCAAUCCAGUCGGAGGAAUCCGUGUCAUGAGCAACUCAGAGCUACUGAUUCAGCCAUUGAAUAUUCAGCUCGAUUAUGAGACAGCUACAAAGAUGUUUAGUUACAUUUUCCCUAAGGAUGAGAAGUUGCCCGCAAAAGACAAAAGUUCUCCUCUGGCUGAUGAAUCUGAUGCACUGGAUAAUGUAAGUAUGGAUUCUCAGAGGUCCUCGGAAACGUCUUCCAAUCCAUUUAGGAAGUUUAUUGCAAAGAGAAGGAGACCACAUAGUCCAGCCUCCACCACUUCAAGGACUUCCAGUGCAACAAGUGGUGUCAAGCGUGAUGAAGUUUUCGAUGUUUCUUCAACUGAGUCAUCUACAGCAAGUUACAACACGUCAGUAACAGACCUGAAGGACCUGAAGCAUCUGGCAGAUUCGAAGAAACCUGCAGAACAGAAAGCACCUUGUAAUCCUAUCAAAAGGAGAAGAGCUAAAAAAUUGGAGAAUAAUAUAGAUGAUGUGGCACUCAUCAUGAACAGAUCGUCCAAGUACAUUGUCAUUGGUGAUGUGCUAGUCAACAAGGUCAAACUUUUGAUUAGUUUUCUGGCACCCAAACAUUUGAACAUCAUUGAUGUGCAUAAACUCCAACUUUCGUUGCCAAGACUUCACUACAAGAACAAGACAUGGACUGGAGAAGACUUUGCCAACCAGGUGAAGAAAGAUAUCAUUAAAAUGGUUUUAAGUCAUUCAGCAAAGGUGAUUGGCAACAAGUUCAAACACAGACACAGAAAAGUUGCUGCUACACCUUUGAACCAGAUUUCCGAUUAUUCGCUGUACAUGACGUUGGAUGACUUGCAAGUGGACGGACGUGCCAGAGAAGAGAAGCAUGUGUCGUUGAGGCUUGGGGCUAAUGAUGCGCCUCGAAUUCUGAUUCCCUCGAUCAAGAAACCUGGAGAAAAACGGAAAGCUGUACAUCGAAACAUGGUGGACUUGAGCGAGGUUUUCGAGGAACUAUCAGAAGAUUCUCUGAACGAAGAAAAGGAAACAAGUCCUGAGAGGGAUCAUGGUUUGAAGAAACAAGAUGAACAAGAUUGA